UCUCCAAAUGGAUUAAUGUUAGAUGGAACCAGAUUUACCUGCAGAGGAAGGCAGAUUUAUCAUCUUUAUGGCACUAGCACAUUCACUGAAUAUACUGUUAGGCGUGAAACUGCAGUGGGUAAAAUUAAUGCUGCUGCUCCCAAGGAUAAAGUCUGUAUCAUAAGCUGUGAGGUGCCUACAGGCUUUGGACCUAUGUUUAACACUGCAAAGGUCACACCUGGUUCUACAUGUGCCAUCUUUGGCCUAAGAGGUGUCGGUCUUUCUGCUGUAAUCAGUUAUAAAGCAGCAGGAGCUUCCAGAAUCAUAGUUACUGACAUCAAAAGUGAGACGUUUACAAAGGCCAGAGCCCUUGGAGCCACCGACUGCCUCGAUCCUAGAGACCUAGAUAAACCCACUCAGGAGAUCAUCGUUGAAAUGACCAAUGGAGGUGUGGAUUUUGCCUUUGAGUGUGUAGGUGGAGCUAAAAUCAUGAGAGCAGCCCUUGACAGCAUAACAGUAGGUUGGGGAGUAUGUAUCAUUGGAGUAAACAUUGGUGACAACGGAUUGAGUGUUUCUGCAGUGGAGCUAAUAAUGGGCCGUACUCUAAAUGGAACAAGCUUUGGUGGUUGGAAAGGCAUCAAUUCUGUCCAAAAGCUGGCUGCUGACUACAAGAAUAAGAAAUUUGAUCUGGAUGCAUUGGUGUCCCAUACCCUUGCCUUUGACAAAGUUAAUGAGGCAUUUGACCUAAUGUACCAAGGAAAAAGCAUUAGGACAGUCCUGCUCUUUUGACAACUCCAGGAACAAUUUGGAAUACUAGCUGACUAAAUCUGAACCUGUCUGGUUAAUUCAUUACCUGAUAUGAUGAACAAUGAUAACUGUUCAAGAUGCUGCAGACUGAACCAUCAAUUCCACCCCUGGACAGAGGACACCGCCACUGGCUUGACUGCCAUUACUGCCACAGGAAAUUAAGUCUGCAGUAGAGAAGGAGUGAGGGGCUUGCUUCUUCUCCCUUCUGUGUUCCACCUCCUCCCACCACUUGCUAGCUACUGCUUCAAGUCCCCUCAAUUGUCCAGCCUGGAAAAGAGGAGAAAUUUAGAGGAAAAGACUACAUUUUAUACAACAAA
Balaenoptera acutorostrata (minke whale) is the source of this 1103-nucleotide messenger RNA. Its product is annotated as all-trans-retinol dehydrogenase [NAD(+)] ADH4-like. Gene Ontology annotation, biological process: formaldehyde catabolic process. NCBI's taxonomy places the organism in Eukaryota, Metazoa, Chordata, Mammalia, Artiodactyla, Balaenopteridae. Gene Ontology annotation, molecular function: S-(hydroxymethyl)glutathione dehydrogenase [NAD(P)+] activity; zinc ion binding. Gene Ontology annotation, cellular component: cytosol. The record is from RefSeq and is a predicted model, not a curated record.